AUGGCCGUCGCCGCGACUGGCGCCUCGCCGCCGCGUGACAACUCGCCGACGCAUCCCUCGCCCGCUCCCACCGCCUCCACCUCCUCCUUCAACUCCUCCAAGCACGGCGAUCCCGUCCUUCCUCCCUCAUCCGUCCCACACGACACUGCCAACCCGCAGAAUCUCACCAACGGCGACAAACCCGAGCGUCCCGCCCAACUCCAGAAGCGAUCCACCCUCUCGCGACUCGGCCGCAUGUUCUCGCAAAAGGACGCCAACGGCGAGAGCAGGGAGGCCGUCAAGCGCGAGGCUGCCACCAAGGUCCCCGAGACUGCCGUCGAGGAUGGCGAGGAGUCGCUGGACAAGCACCCACCUCCUGCCAAACCCUCACGCGAGCCCUCGAAGAACGGGAAGAUGGGCGCUGUGUCUCGGAGCGGUUCGGACUCGAAGAAGGAGAAGCGCGAAGAGGUCGCUGCCGCCGCCCCCAAGCGCUUCUGGAUCGAGGAGAACGGGGACCAUCUUCACUUCCUCAAGGGCGCCAAGCGGCAGGACCGGCUGUCGGACAUGUUCAAGGACUUCCUCACCGGCAAGCGCAAGAAUCAUGGAGAAGAUCAGCAGCUGUCAUUGGUGUCCAACUGGGUCGACCAACUCAAGACGGAGAAGGACAAGAUGGCAACCGAGAAGAAGAACGGUCCGAAUCAGACCGCAACCCUCGUCCAGAAGUACGGCAAGUGCUCCGAGGUCGUGGGUCGUGGAGCGUUUGGAAUUGUACGCAUUGCACACAAGGUCGAUCCGAACGACUCCAAACACGAGCAGCUCUACGCUGUCAAGGAAUUCCGCAAGCGACCGCAGGAGGAUGCAAAGAAGUAUAGCAAACGACUCAACUCGGAGUUCUGCAUCUCGUCCUCCCUCAGACACCCCAACGUCAUCCACACCCUCGAUCUGCUAGAAGAUGCCAAGGGCGACUACUGUGAGGUCAUGGAGUUCUGCGCGGGAGGUGACCUCUACUCGCUGGUACUCGCUGCGGGCAAACUGGACGUCACAGAAGCCGAUUGCUAUUUUGCGCAGCUCAUGCGUGGAGUGGAGUAUAUCCACGAGAUGGGAGUGGCGCAUCGUGACCUCAAGCCGGAAAAUCUCCUCCUCACCACCCACGGAGCCCUGAAGAUUACGGAUUUCGGGAAUGGCGAAUGCUUCCGAAUGGCGUGGGAGACAGAACCUCACAUGACCGCCGGUCUCUGCGGUAGUGCGCCCUACAUCGCACCGGAGGAGUACACCGACAAGGAGUUCGACCCCCGAGCCGUCGACGUCUGGGCAUGCGGUGUCAUCUACAUGGCCAUGCGCACGGGCAGGCACCUGUGGCGCGUUGCCAAGAAGGACGAAGACGAAUUCUUUGACAACUACAUCCGCGGCCGGAAGAGCGAAGAAGGCUAUGCUCCGAUCGAGACUUUGCAUAGAGUAAGCUGCACCUCCACCAACAACAAACUACUACCCGACUGUGCUCACACGUCGUGCCAGGCGCGUUGUCGAAACGUCAUCUACAGCAUCCUCGACCCCAACGCGAGCCGUCGUAUUAGCGCCCACCAAGUCCUCAACUCUGAAUGGGGCAAGGGCAUAAGAAUCUGCAAGGCCGGCGAACAAGGCCUAUGA
Messenger RNA from Lecanosticta acicola, 1626 nucleotides. The record is from the annotation of a GenBank genome assembly. Lineage: Eukaryota; Fungi; Ascomycota; Dothideomycetes; Mycosphaerellales; Mycosphaerellaceae.